Messenger RNA from Trichechus manatus latirostris (Florida manatee), 1008 nucleotides. RefSeq names its product olfactory receptor 5V1-like. Gene Ontology annotation, biological process: G protein-coupled receptor signaling pathway. The coding region runs from base 1 to 1008 and encodes 335 amino acids. The transcript has a single exon. Gene Ontology annotation, molecular function: olfactory receptor activity; G protein-coupled receptor activity; odorant binding. The record is from RefSeq and is a predicted model, not a curated record. Lineage: Eukaryota; Metazoa; Chordata; Mammalia; Sirenia; Trichechidae. Gene Ontology annotation, cellular component: membrane.
AUGGAUGUCUCCAACCAAACUGCCAUCACAGAGUUCAUCCUCAUAGGGCUCUCUAACCUCCCAGAGGUGCGCUACCCUCUCUUCGGGGCCUUUGCUGUCAUCUAUCAGGUCACCUUGGUGGGAAAUGGGGCCAUUCUCCUUGCUAUUGGGACUGAGCAAAAGCUGCACACACCCAUGUAUUAUUUUUUGGCAAAUCUAUCCCUCUUAGAUAUUUUCUGCCCAUCAGCUACUGUUCCCAAGAUGCUCGAGAACCUUUUGACCGAGAAUCAAAGCAUUUCUUUUGCUGGGUGUGCUUUGCAGCUUUAUUUCCUGGUGGCCCUGGUAGGCACUGAAGUGUUCCUUCUUGCUGUCAUGGCUUAUGACCGGUACAUGGCCAUAUGUUUCCCCCUUCCUUACACCCUUAUCAUGACAAAGGGGCGCUGUAUUCAGCUCACAGUCAGUACCUGGGCAGCAGGGUUUCUCAAUUCUCUUCUACACACAGUGUUCACGUUCCAUCUUUCUUUCUGUAAAUCCAAUCUGGUCAACCAGUAUUAUUGUGACAUCCCUCCAGUGAUGGCCCUCUCCUGUUCUUCCACGUAUGUGGCAGAAAUGCUUGUCUUAGUGGUAGGAGGUGUCUUGGGCAUCAGUGCUUUCCUGAUCACUGGUAUCUCUUAUAAUUACAUCAUAUCCGCCAUCCUGAAGAUCCGCUCAGCUGAAGGGAAGCGCAAAGCCUUUUCCACAUGUGCUUCUCACCUCCUUGUGGUUUGUUUGUUCUAUGGCACAACGAUAUUUACCUACAUCCGCCCUUCCUCCAGUCACCACUCCCCAGCCAGAGACAGGCUCAUCUCAAUGCUGUAUGGGGUUGUUACCCCAAUGUUAAACCCCAUCAUCUACAGCCUGAGGAACAAGGAGGUAAAAGGUGCACUCAGAAAGGUUUUAUGUCGUAAGAUAUGUUUACAGCAAGCACGAUACUAUGUCAAUACUACUUGUAGUUACCAGUUGCCUUGCGUCUAUUCUGACUCAUGGUGA